Jatropha curcas is the source of this 2473-nucleotide messenger RNA. It is a transcript of the gene SRF2, whose product is annotated as STRUBBELIG-receptor family 2. Gene Ontology annotation, molecular function: protein kinase activity; protein binding; ATP binding. Gene Ontology annotation, biological process: protein phosphorylation. Lineage: Eukaryota; Viridiplantae; Streptophyta; Magnoliopsida; Malpighiales; Euphorbiaceae. The record is from RefSeq and is a predicted model, not a curated record.
CGUGGAAGCUGGACAGAUACUGUUAUAUAUCAUGCUAUCACCGUCAAGAUCAGUACUCUGUCUGUAACAAACCAACCAAAAAGCACACUCCAACAUCCUCUCUAUAGUCAACAAGAGAAUAGUUUCUUCAAAAAGGAAGUUAACUCUGAUUCUUGAGAUAAUAAUGGCCAAAGAGUUACUGCAAUUGUAUUUCACUUUAAUCGCUUUCUCGGCGAUUCUGGUUUCACAGGCUUGGGCAUUUACGGAUCAGAAUGACGUUAUGGCCCUUGAAAAUCUGUACGCAUCCCUGAAUAAGCCACCACAGCUGAAGGGGUGGAGAACUGGUGGAGGGGAUCCAUGUCAGGAGUCAUGGACUGGAGUUUUUUGUUCUGGAUCAUCUCUCAGAGACCUUAAGCUUCAGGGAUUAAACCUUAGUGGGUACCUAGGAACCCAACUGCAUAAUCUCUAUAGUUUGAAGCACCUGGAUCUUAGCUACAAUUAUCUUCAGGGUGAAAUUCCAUAUGGCUUACCCCCUAAUGCUACUCGCAUCAAUUUAGCAUGCAACAAAUUGAAUCAAAAUAUUCCCUAUUCUUUAUCUACCUUGAAAGUUCUCCGAUAUCUGAAUCUAAGCCACAAUUCAUUAUAUGGGCCCAUUGGCAAUGUGUUCAUUGCCAUGAAGAAUCUAAAAGAGAUGGAUUUAUCAUUCAAUUACUUCACUGGAGAUUUACCAACUUCUAUAGGAUCCCUGACAAAUCUUUCUAGAUUGUUCUUGCAAAAUAACCAAUUCACCGGAUCAGUUAUCUACCUGGCUGAUCUACCGCUAACCGAUUUGAACAUCCAAAGCAAUCAUUUUAGUGGUGUUAUCCCAGCUCAUUUUCAGUCAAUACAAAAUCUAUGGAUUGAUGGGAACGAAUUCAUGGGAGGCAACUACCCACCCUGGAAUUUUCCUGAAACGAAAAAUGUGACCGUUGGGAAAAAUUUUAGUGACCAACCAACUACAGAAUCAAGUGCCACAGAUAAGUCUCUCAAUCCUGAAGCAUUUGGACACGUGAAGAAGAGACGGCUAGGCCCUGGAGGAAUAGCUUGUAUAGUGGUUGCAACAACUCUUGCAGUUACCUGUGCAGCAACUGCUGUAAUUUUUGUCAAACGACCCCAUGUUUUUCCAGUCAUUAGAACCAGAGACUUUUCUCUACUAGCACUCAAAGCAAGUCCAAAAUUCUUGCCAGUCAAAGCUCCAUCUACUCUUGACCCGAACCAUAUAACUUCUACUUGCCGUACAACAUGCUUUGCCGAGAAAUUCAAAGCUCCAGAAAGUGCUAAAAUUUACACAGUGGCGGAGCUUCAAUCAGCAACAAGCAGUUUCAGUGAAGAGAAUAUACUAGGAGAGGGAUCUCUUGGUUGUGUGUAUAAAGCUGAAUUCCCUGAUGGCCAAAUAUCAGCUGUGAAAUACAUCCGCAUGGCAUCACUAUCUUUGCAAGAAGAAGAACAAUUCUCAGAUGUGCUUUGCAAUGCAUCGCGAUUGAGGCACCCAAACAUUGUAACACUUGUUGGCUACUGUAUAGAACAUGGACAACAUCUUCUUGUGUAUGAGUAUAUAAAAAAUGUUACACUUCAUGAUGUUCUGCAUAAUGAAGAACACAAAUCACUGCCAUGGAUUACUCGCAUUAAUAUUGCACUUGGUGUUGCUGCAGCUCUGGACUACUUGCAUAGUUGUUUCUCCCCUCCUAUCACUCAUGGCAACAUAAAGGCUAGUAAUGUCUUACUUGAUGAAGAACUUAAGCCUCGUCUAUGUGACUGCGGCACUGCAAUUUUGAGAUCGCUGACAAGCAACAGUGAUAAACUUAAGGCUUCUGAAAUUGUUAUUGAUGACAUUGGCUACACUGCGCCUGAGAUUGGGGAAGGAGCAGAUGACACGAAAAGCGAUGUAUAUGCGUUCGGAGUGUUGCUUUUGGAGCUUUUAACAGGACGGAAAGCUUUUGAUAGCUCAAGACCAAGUGAAGAGCAAUCAUUGGUAAAAUGGGCUUCAUGUCGUCUUCAUGAUAAUGCAUCUUUGGAACUAAUGGUAGAUCCAGGCAUCAACAUAACAACAGUCUCCCCAAAAGCUCUCUCCCAAUUUGCAGAUGUUGUUUCACUCUGUAUUCAGCCUGAGAUGCUAUUCCGACCGCCUAUGUCUGAAAUUGUGGUCUCUCUGGCGUCGCUGCUGCAAAAAUUCACCUUUGCAAAUAGCAGUCCUCUAGAUGGGGCUGAAGAUACCUUUGACACAUUUUUUGACGUAACAGACUCUAGUCUCAGAGGCUCUUCAUCACACCAUUACUCCGCCAGAAAUUGCUAGCAGUUUGCUUCUAAAUAAAUUGAUAAGUGAUUCUAGUUGAAUACCAUUCGCACUACAUUCAUUCCAACUGUCAUCAUUGUUGUAAUUCUGUAUUCACUUCAUGAAAAAUCUCAAAUUCUUUAAUCAAGUGAAAGGGAUCCCGAAAUUUUAAGUUCUCUAAAA